Candida tropicalis MYA-3404 is the source of this 1029-nucleotide messenger RNA. Its product is annotated as mRNA-binding protein. The record is from RefSeq and is a predicted model, not a curated record. Gene Ontology annotation, molecular function: zinc ion binding. The transcript has a single exon. Lineage: Eukaryota; Fungi; Ascomycota; Pichiomycetes; Serinales; Debaryomycetaceae. The coding region runs from base 1 to 1029 and encodes 342 amino acids.
AUGAAGUUUGAACCGGAUAACGAAAUAGGACAUCAGUUAAAAAGAAACUUGAUACAAAAAAUAGUUACUGAUUUUCAAAAAGGACAAGAUGAUGCUCUGGAUAUUGCUGAUUAUAUUAUUUAUUUAAUCGUUGCUAAAAAAUCCCAUGAGAAUAUUGUUAAUGAAGUUCAAGAUACUGCUGAUAUUACCAUCACUGUUGAUUUCGUUGAUCUUGUUUAUAAUGAAAUAGCUAAAUUGGAACUGCAAUAUGAGCAAGCACAACUACAACAACAACAACAACAACAACAACAGCAGCAACAGCAACAGGAACAACAACAACAACAACAACCAUCACAACAACAGCCUCAAGUUACUCUAUCAACUGGACAAAUUCCAUCUGGUCCAAAGAGACUAUUAAGUGAAGAAGAAAAAUUUGCAUUAAGACAACAACGUUUUGGAGCUGUUAGUAAUCCAGUUAUUAAAACUCAUGGACAUGGUGGUGGUAUUUCCAAGAAUAGACCUAAUGGACAUCAUUUGCAAAAUAAUAAACAAUUUACUAAUGUUAAACGUUUAGAAAAAGUAUUCAAUGCAGGUGCCAAGAAUGGAGCUGUUAAAUUUGUUCAACAACCACCAAAGGGUAGAUGUCCAGAUUUCCCAUAUUGUAAGAAUAAAGCAUGUGAAAAGGCUCAUCCUUCAAAGAAUUGUUUCCAAUAUCCAAAUUGUCCAAAUCCUCCUGGUACUUGUAAUUAUUUACAUCCAGAUCAAGAUCAAGAAUUGAUUGCUAAAUUGGAAGUUUCCAGAAAGGAAUAUGAAGAAAAGAAAAAGAAUCGUAUGAUGGUUCAACAAGGUUCUUGUAAAUAUGGAUUAAAAUGUGCCAAACAAACUUGUCCAUUUGCUCAUCCAACUCCUUCAAACCCAGAAGCAAAGAUUGAAACUUUGGAUUGGUGUGCACAAGGUAAAGAAUGUCAAAAUAAAGAAUGUACCAAAUCACAUCCUCCACCUCCAACUGCUACAGCAGCUACUACUGAAAAGUUUGAUUUCUUCUACUGA